This is a messenger RNA of Photinus pyralis (common eastern firefly), 1536 nucleotides long. RefSeq names its product electron transfer flavoprotein subunit alpha, mitochondrial-like. The transcript is spliced from 3 exons. Gene Ontology annotation, cellular component: mitochondrion. Gene Ontology annotation, molecular function: flavin adenine dinucleotide binding; electron transfer activity. The coding region runs from base 53 to 1249 and encodes 398 amino acids. Lineage: Eukaryota; Metazoa; Arthropoda; Insecta; Coleoptera; Lampyridae. The record is from RefSeq and is a predicted model, not a curated record.
UGUGUGUCAAAAUUGCCAUAUUUGACAGAAAUUUCGUUUUAACGUUUCAAAGAUGUGGUGUCAGUGUUCAAAACUCUUAUCUGUUGUGACCGCGGCUACUAAACCCGUACGACAAACAUGUGUCCUUGUGGUAGCUGAACACAACACAAGAGAAUUGAAACCAACGACUAUAAACACGAUUGAAGCUGCUACAAAGGUCGACAACCAUCUAGUUGUACUUUUACCAGGAACCAAUACAUUUCCUGUUGCCAAAUAUCUAUCCACUCGUCAAGAAGUUGCGCGAGUACUCACAGCAGAAAACGUAACGCAUGACGGUUUUCCUGAAGAGAAUCUAACCGAAACGAUACUGGCCACACAAGAAAAAUUCCAUAUGACGCACAUAUUUGCAAAUUCUUCAAAACUAGGCAAUUCGGUUUUACCGAGGGUUGCAGUGAAAUUAGACGUGCCUGCUAUUACUGACAUUGUUGAUGUAAAAGAUCGAGACACUUUUGUUAGACCGAUUUAUGCAGGAAAUGCUUUUAUGACCUUACAAUUGAUGGACUCUAUUAAAAUCAUCACAGUGAAAGGAAAGAGCACUAGUAAAUUAACGAAUUACAGAAGACUCUCUGACAUAUUCCUUCGUCUCGAAAGAUGUUUACAUGUAGGUAAGCUUUGUACUCACAAAGCAAAUAAGCUUGAAAAGUUGGAGCUGUUAAAAUUAAACCGUGCAGCUGAAGCAAUUUAUCAAAGAGGAUUACUUUCAGUACCUGGGCCAUUACUUGAAGAUCCAAUGGAUAAAGUUCUAAUCGAACCUGCGCCAAUCAGCAAGAGUGAUCACCUCGUUCCUAAAUAUCACAAGAACAAGUGGGUGAAAUCGAAACUCCCAUCACUCGACAAUGCAACCGUUGUUAUUUGUGGAGGCAGAGGGCUCCGAACUGCUGAAAAUUUUAAACAGCUUUAUGAAUUGUGUUAUAUUCUAAAUGCGGCAAUAGGGGCCACAAAAUCAGCGGUAGACGCGGGAUUAGCGCCGAGGGACAUACAGAUAGGACAAUUCGGAAUUCGUGUUGCUCCUGCCGUAUACAUAGGAAUUGGAGUAUCUGGUGAAUCGUAUCACAUCGCGGCAAUAAAGGAUAGUAAAACUAUUGUCGCGAUCAACAACGACCCUUUCGCUCCAAUUUUUAAAGUUGCUGAUUAUGGUCUUGUCAUGGAUUUGUUUGAUGCAAUUCCCACUAUAAAAUCUCAAUUGGUUAUGUUUAACAAUCACCAUUGAAAAUUAUUCAUUGCAAUCACAUUAAGAAGCCUCUUUCUGCAUAAUUAUGUUUUUCUUAAUCAUGAUAUGAAUCAAAUUAUAUUAGUCUAGUCUUGGUGGGUUGGAAUUAUCAUAAUUAAAGUCGUCAAAUGAAAUGUAAAAAUAAAGGCAUUAGAAAAAUUCGUCGAUUCCGACCAGGAUUCCGACCCACUCAUAUAUUGUCACGCGUGUCAAGAUACUGGUCGUAAAUUAUUAUUGUGUGUCUCAUUUAGACGUUUUAAAACACCACCAAAGGGAGAAAAACAUAU